GACGCGUGGCUCUCUCGUAUCCAUUCCCCACAUCGGCGGAAAAGAGGUAUCGAUGUGCCACGAACACGAACUCGACGUUUCGUCUUCCACCAUCCGCCGCCGCCCGCCACCCCCGCGCCUUGAGCUGCCGAGUCACCUCCUCCUCGGCUGCCGCCGAAUUCCCCGCGCCGUGCGCCUCUAGGGUAGGGCCUACCCACUUCGCCGCUCCACCGGGUUGUACACGGGUUCGUCCGGGCGCGCCUCGCGGUCGGUGGGGUCGCGUCGCGGGGGGCCGGGGGCGACGACAUGGACGAGGAGCGGACGGCGGCAUGGUGGGGCCAGCGGGCGUGGGCGCUCCUCUCGGCCGUCCGCGCGCGGGCGCCGCUGGUGCAGUGCAUCACCAACCUCGUCUCCAUGGACAUCGCCGCCAACGCGCUCCUAGCCGCGGGCGCGUCCCCGGCCAUGCUCCACUGCCUCCGCGAGGUCCCCGACUUCACCCCGCGCUGCGGCGCCGUGUGCGUCAACGUCGGCACGCUCUCCGAGGACUGGCUCCCCUCCAUGCGCGCCGCCGCCUCCGCGGGCCGCCCCUGGGUGCUCGACCCCGUCGCGGCCGCCGCCUCCGACUUCCGGAUGGAGGCCUGCCUCUCCCUCCUCGCCCUCCGCCCCGCCGUCGUCAGGGGGAACGCGUCAGAGAUCCUCGCCCUCGCCUCUCGUUCAGCUGCCGCCUCAUCCACCUUCAAGGGCGUGGACAGCACGCAUGACUCGGGGGACGCGCUCCAAGCUGCCAAGGCACUGGCGCGAUCCACCGGCGCCGUCGUCGCGGUGUCGGGUGCCGUCGACUACAUCACCGACGGGGCGCAGGUCGUCGGGGCGAGCAACGGCGUGGCCCUGAUGCAGAAGAUCACGGCGACGGGCUGCGCGGUGACGGCCCUCGUCGCGGCGUUCGUCGCGGUGGAGCCUUCGGAUGCGCUGGUCGCGGCGGCGUGCGCCCUCGCCGUGUUCGGCCUGGCGGGGGAGAUCGGGAUGGAGUCGGCCAAGGGGCCUGCGUCUCUCAGGGUGCAUCUCAUUGACGCUCUCUACGGCCUCGAUGAGCAAACCGUGACCUCCCGAGUCAGAAUCUCGCUGCAAUCGUAGUUCAUCCGCACCAUGGUGAGCAGUUUUGAGGGCAAAAUACACAGGGUUUGGAAUAAUGUGCAGUUUGUUUGACUUCACUUUUAGCGGUAUCAAAUUAACCGUUGCUUGGCCCCAUGUAGAACAAUAAAUAUACCGGUGAUCUUCUCGGUUGUACUGAAUAUUCAGUUGUGAUGCCAAAACUGUCAAUGCUGAACAAAAUAGGAAGCUUUUUGUGGGCAAGUGGAAA
Messenger RNA from Oryza brachyantha (malo sina), 1339 nucleotides. Its product is annotated as hydroxyethylthiazole kinase. NCBI's taxonomy places the organism in Eukaryota, Viridiplantae, Streptophyta, Magnoliopsida, Poales, Poaceae. The record is from RefSeq and is a predicted model, not a curated record. The transcript is spliced from 2 exons. Gene Ontology annotation, molecular function: magnesium ion binding; ATP binding; hydroxyethylthiazole kinase activity. Gene Ontology annotation, biological process: thiamine biosynthetic process. The coding region runs from base 286 to 1113 and encodes 275 amino acids.